UUCAUCAGAUAUUUCCACUAUGGAAGCUCAAGAAUAUAUUGAUGAUUAUUUAAAUGCUCAUAACAAGAUAAGAACCGAUCCCCAAAGCUUUAUUCCAAUUCUAGAAGAGAAACUGACUAUGUUCGAUGGAAAUAACCUGAUGCGUCCUGGCAGACCGACUUUGAUCACCAAGGAAGGACCUAAGGCAGUGAAGGAAGCGAUUAGAUUUCUUGAAAGUGUAGAGCCUGUUCAUGAACUUACACUCUCACAGGAGUUGUGCAGCUCAGCUCAAGAUCAUGCUGAAGACUUAGGAAAGAACGGAGCGAGAGGUCAUUCAGGCACUGAUGGCUCUUCAGUAUCUGAACGAAUGGCUAGAUACUGUAAGCCUUCAGGCAUGAAAGGAGAGAAUAUCAGUUACAAAGCAGGAGAUGGGAAAGAGACUGUACUUAGACUAGUAGUCGACGACGGAGUCUCAAGCAGAGGACAUAGAGACAACGUCUUUGAAACAAGAUAUAACUAUAUGGGAGUUGGAUUCCACGAUCAUCCUACCUGGGAUAACUGUGUUGUCCUAGACUAUGCUGGAGGUAUCUCCAAAGGAAGUGGGGACUACAAGCCUAAAAAGAGUCCUGGAGAUUUUGGAAAAUAUAAAGUUCACCUUGAUGAGAGUAGUAAAGAUUAUGAUGACCCUAAUGAUAUCCCUCUUGAGAUGUGCCCAAAGCAAAUUCAAGAUCAAAUUAGAGCUAUGGGACUUACAGAUAAUUACAAGAUAAAGCUUGAUGAUGGGACUUAUAAGAUUGAGUACACUACAGGUGGAUGCCCCAUGAGCAAACAGAAGAAAGAUGACUUUGGCACAAGCAAAUUUGGAGAUGGAGUUGGUGACUUUGGUGAUUUUGACGAUUUUGGAAGCAAAGGUAUUGAUGAUUUUAAAAAGAAAAUGCAUUUCGGAGAAAGAGCAGGAUUUGAUGAUGAUGACUUUGGAGGAUUUGGAAGCAAAAUGGGAGGCGGAUUAGAUCAUAAGGGUUUUGGCGACUUCGGAAGUGGCUUAAAAGGAUUCGGUCAUCAUGGUUUAGGUGAUGACGGAUUUGGAGAUCAUGGAUUAAGCUCUUUAAGCUCCUCUCAUGGAGAACCUGCAGGAUACACAUCAAAAUCUGUUAGUACUAAGACAAAUACUUGUGGAGGGAAGAAAACUGUUAAGACCACUACUACGUACACAUUCCCUGAUGGUUCAACCCAAACAAGGACAGAGACAGUCAAUUCAACUGUUUAAGAAAUUCAGCAUCAUUAAGCUUUAGACAUCAUUCAAUAGUACGUUUA
Molecule: messenger RNA, 1293 nt
Organism: Moneuplotes crassus
Lineage: Eukaryota; Ciliophora; Spirotrichea; Euplotida; Euplotidae
Source: the annotation of a GenBank genome assembly